Messenger RNA from Telopea speciosissima, 2064 nucleotides. RefSeq names its product probable L-type lectin-domain containing receptor kinase S.5. Gene Ontology annotation, cellular component: plasma membrane. NCBI's taxonomy places the organism in Eukaryota, Viridiplantae, Streptophyta, Magnoliopsida, Proteales, Proteaceae. Bases 1 to 2064 code for a protein of 687 amino acids. Gene Ontology annotation, biological process: protein phosphorylation. Gene Ontology annotation, molecular function: carbohydrate binding; ATP binding; protein kinase activity. The record is from RefSeq and is a predicted model, not a curated record. The transcript has 2 exons.
AUGAUUACGCCGGGGAACUCUGCCUCCAUCAUCGUUUUUAUCUCGCUUCUGCUAUUCCCGGCCCCAACAUCUUCAGCGAAACAGUCAACAAACUUCACAUUCAAUAGCUUUGAUCCAUCUCAGUACGGUAGUGUUUUUGAUGUAAUAGGAGAUGCAUCCAUCAGUACACAAGCCCUACAGAUAACAACCUACACUCUCAACGAUGCCUUCGGCUGCUUAAACCAGUCUGGCCGUGUCAUGUUCUCAGUACCCUUCAAGCUCUGGGAAGAAUCUUCUUCUUCGACGGAUUCCGAUAUCGUGGCCUCUUUCAACUCAACCUUCCUCAUAAACAUCUACCGACCAUUCAACGAGUCAGUAGGUGAAGGCUUCGCUUUCGUGAUCGCCCCAGAACUUAACAUCCCUUCGGCGAGCUAUGGCCAGUGGCUGGGGCUAACGAACGCCACCCUCGAUGGCAACCCAUCUAACAAGAUCGUCGCCAUUGAGUUUGACACGGUCAAACAAGAGUUCGAUCCAGAUGACAACCACAUGGGUCUGGACAUAUACAGCGUCAAAUCGAGCAGGACGGUGUCGCUCUCCAAGUUUGGGAUCCAGAUUGCACCAGAGGUUGCCAAGAACUAUACCGUGUGGAUCCAAUACGAUGGAAGAGUCAAAUUGAUGAAGGUUUACAUGGGCGACUCAGAUUCCGACAAGCCGAGUAGCCCGGUUCUCAAUGAGAAGAUAAACCUCAAGGAUUAUGUGAGCCAGUACUCGUACAUAGGUUUCUCGGCCUCGACAGGUGUGCAGGCGCAGCUGAACAGCGUGUUCAAGUGGGAUCUAUCGGUGGAGGUGCUCCCUCACGAGAAGAAUCUAAGUUUGGUUAAGAUCGUGAUCGGUGUUGGAGUGGCGUGUUUGGCAUUGUUUGGGAUUUUUGUUUUCGGGUUGGUUCACCACUUGAAAAAGUGGAGGGAUAGGGACAACGACCCAAACAUUCUGGGGCUGAUGAAGAGCCUGCCAGGUACGCCUAAGGAGCUCAAGUUUAAAGACCUGAAGAAGGCCACCAACAACUUCGACGAGAAGCUGAAGCUCGGGCAGGGUGGAUUUGGAGUGGUCUACAAGGGGUUCCUCGAACGUAAGAACUUUGAAGUUGCAGUGAAGAGGUUCUCCAGGGAAAGCAUGAAGGGGAUCGAUGAUUACCUCGCUGAACUCACCAUCAUUAAUCGCCUCCGGCACAAACAUCUCGUCCGAUUAAUCGGAUGGUGCCACGAGAAAGGCUUGCUUUUGUUGGUGUACGACUAUAUGCCAAAUGGCAGCCUUGAUAACCAUCUAUUUGGUGGGCCUGAAAAGUUACUGAACUGGGAGCGUCGAUACAAGAUCAUAGCAGACGUAGCAUCGGGCCAGCACUAUCUUCACGACGAGUACGACGAGAUGGUGAUCCACCGUGACCUCAAGGCCAGCAACAUCAUGCUGGACUCCAAUUUCAACGCUCGGUUGGGCGACUUCGGACUUGCCCGUGCCCUAGACAAAGAGAAGAACUCCUACGCCGAAGUGGAGGGGUUCCCAGGCACGCUGGGCUAUGUGGCCCCAGAGUGCUUCCGAACUUGCGAGGCCACCACCGAGUCGGACGUCUUUGGCUUCGCCGCCGUCGUCCUCGAAGUGGUCUGUAGUAAGCGCCCCUGGACUAAGAUCGCCGGCACCAAAUCACUGGUGGACUGGGCCUGGACUCUCUACCGUGAGGGUCGCAUCUUCGAGGCCGUCGACAAGAGGCUUAAGGAUGAAUACGAUGCCCAGCAAGCCCACCGCCUCCUUCUCGUCGGGCUCGCCUGCUCCCAUCCCGUUGCAUCUCAAAGGCCCAAGAUGCCCACCAUCGUUCUGGUAAUUUCGGGAUCCGUUCCACCACCUGACGUGCCGCACAUCAAACCUGACUUCGUACCGGCGCUGGGUUUCAACAUCGAAAGCUUGAUUACAGAAACGCAGGACACCACUGCCAUUACCUCUUCCUAUUAUGGGUCGGUGAAUUCGGAGUCGAUCCCACGCUGCCACGUCCCACAGAGUUUUGUAAGUUGCAGCGACGUCUCCUUGGUAUGA